AUGGUUCAAAUCACCAAGGUUGCUCUAGCAGGUGCUACCGGCUCCCUCGGAAGUGUCAUGCUUGAUGAGCUCUUGCAGGCCGGCUUUGAAGUAACAGUUCUUACACGGUCGGCGGAUCAAAAAUUGCCAGGAAAUGUCACAGUCAAGGCAGUCGACUAUGACUCUGUGGAGUCAGUGACUGAGGCCCUCCGGGGCCAGCAGGCCGUCGUGUCCACCAUCGGAGGCGCUGCCCUUGGCAAACAGCUCACCUUGGUCGAAGCUGCUGCCAAUGCGGGUGUCUUGCGAUUCAUCCCAUCCGAAUUCGGCUCAAACACGCUUAACCCCAAGGUUGCACAGCUUCCAGUAUUUACAGACAAGGUCGCCGUCCAGAAUGCCCUCAAGAAGCAAGCGGAUGCCGGGCGCUUGACAUAUACCUUGAUCGCCAACGGGCCCUUCUUGGACUGGGGACUGGAGCAUGGCCUGAUUGCCAACCCUAAAGAAAAGUCCAUCACCAUCUUUGACGGCGGCAACCAGGUCUUUAGCGCCACCACUCUGUCUACCAUUGGCAAAUCUGUUGCGAGCACACUGAGGCACCUCGAAGAGACCAAGAAUCGCCCCGUGUACAUUCAAGGAGCCGCUCUCACCUCGAACCAAGUCCUGAAGCUUGCUGAAAAGGCCACGGGUACCUCAUGGAAGAAGACCGAGGCAUCAAUCGAUGACCGUCUGAGCGCUGCAUGGGCAGAGUUGAAGAAGGAGAAGCCUAACGAGAUGAUCUUUGUUCUCGGAUUCAUCGUGACAUCAAUCUGGGGCCAAGGAUAUGGUAUGCCUUUUGAGAAGACCGAUAAUGAGUUGCUCGGCAUUAAGGAGACGUCCGAGGACGAGAUCAUUGCUCUGAUUCAGAAAUACGCAUAA
Molecule: messenger RNA, 891 nt
Organism: Pestalotiopsis fici W106-1
Lineage: Eukaryota; Fungi; Ascomycota; Sordariomycetes; Amphisphaeriales; Sporocadaceae
Exons: 2
Coding region: 1-891 (296 amino acids)
Molecular function (GO): oxidoreductase activity
Source: RefSeq, a predicted model, not a curated record